Huiozyma naganishii CBS 8797 is the source of this 993-nucleotide messenger RNA. It is a transcript of the gene TVP38, whose product is annotated as Tvp38p. The transcript has a single exon. Gene Ontology annotation, biological process: mitotic spindle elongation; vesicle-mediated transport. Gene Ontology annotation, cellular component: Golgi membrane. The record is from RefSeq and is a predicted model, not a curated record. Lineage: Eukaryota; Fungi; Ascomycota; Saccharomycetes; Saccharomycetales; Saccharomycetaceae. The coding region runs from base 1 to 993 and encodes 330 amino acids.
AUGUCCGGCCAAUCUAAUCCGUUUGAUGAUCCUGCCGUUGAUGACAACAUAAAUGAGUUCAACGAGGCCCUGUUCAAUGAGUUGAACGAGGACCUGGAGCUCGACAAUUCCCUCACGGGCGGUCCGCCCGAGGAGCACGAUAUGCUGGAUAUGUACAAUCUGACGCCACGGCAACGGUUCAUCUACAACGUCAAGAAACUCGGGUACCAUAUCGUGAACGAGUACGGCGAGUUAUCCCUCUGGAAAAAGAUGCUGCUGACUAUGUGUGGUGCUGCCAUGUGCGUCACUGGCGUGCUUCUGCUUGUCUACCACAAUGCCGUGCUGGUUAAGCUCGUAGAGGUUUCCGAUGAACUCAGUUCGAAGAAGUCGACGCCAUUUAUCCUGUGCCUGCUCGUGUUCAUAGUUGGGUUCCCGCCGCUGAUUGGGUUCUCCUUCCUGUCGACGAGCACGGGACUUAUCUACGGUGUAUCCCUGCAUGGGUGGAUAAUCCUGGCAAUUGGUUCCGUCGGUGGAUCGAUCGCCUCGUUUGCGCUGUUCAAGAAUAUCCUGAGGUCCAGGGCGGAGCGGUUGUUACACAUGAACAAAAGAUUCGAGGCUUUCGCCUCCGUACUCCAGGAGAACAACAGUUACUGGCUGCUCGCCCUGUUGAGACUGUGCCCAUUCCCUUACUCGCUAACCAACGGCGCCAUCGCAAGCAUCUACGGUAUCUCUCUCAAGAAUUUCGCCAUUGCGAACGUUAUAACUUCCCCAAAGCUUCUUAUCUACUUGUUCAUUGGAUCCCGAAUCAAGAAUAUGGGGGAGACCACCUCUGCAGGCUCCAGACUGUUCGAUUUCGCCAGUAUACUCGUCACAAUCGCCGUGUUCACGUUGACCGCUUGGUUGCUAUACUUUAGGACGCAGAGACGGUACAGGGAGAUGUCCCAGACCACCACCACCGCAGCAAACCAGAACAACGGCACAGUUUCAAUAGAACCAGACUCCUUCGAGAUAUAA